UUGAACAACCAUCAAAGAAACACUAUGAAUGUCCAACUGAUAUUUGUAACGAUCUGCAUGUACCUUGGCACUGCCACUGCACUUGAUCUGGACUUAAUUCCCGAAAUCCGAAGUGAAGUCGGAGAGCUGUUAAAAGGAACAGAGGAGCUAAAUUUGGGAUUGGAGAAAGUGAAAAACGUACAAAAGGGCAUCGAAGAGAAGUUCAAACAUCAGCGGGAUGAGAUCCAACUUAUUGCCGGACUGGAGGUUGCUCUAGCUCAGCUGGAAAAAAAGGUUCAAAACAGCUUUGAGGCUACAGGUUCAGGAGUAGGAAAUUUGACAGCACUUGUCACGGCAAUUCAAAGCAAAAAUGAACAGUCCAUUCAGAACUUGACCAAAGUGGAGCUGGACAUCAGGAGUGUCCUUGGACAAGUAGCUGUUAACCAAAACAAAUAUGAGCAGGAUUUGGAUGCCGUUGCCCUGUCCGUCGAAUCGCACCUAUCGGAGAUCCAGCAGCUUCUGGCACAAGGUAUCAUUGGGGAGCUUAUCGGUCUGGACAACAAAGCCAAUGUUCUCCAGGAACAGCAGCGCAAUAUAAUUGGUCAAGUGGGAUAUCUUGAACAACUAAAUGUCCUGGCUGAUCGGGCCAAUCGCAAGGUGAAUCAACUGGAGUGGGGUCUAGUGUUACUUAAUCGCACCCAGUCUGAAAGCCUCAAUAAUAUCGAAAGCACUGUGCAUGGAGUGCAGGUUGCCACCUCCCAAAUCGAUCAUAAACUUCUUGCCCUGUUAGACAACCAGAAAAGCAUUGAAAAGACGGUGGAAGGAUGCAAGCGUAAAAAUCCGCCUAACCACAAGCCGCAUGAGGUCUGGACCCAUCCGGAAUAUGUCCCAAGUUACCAAUCGAAAACAGAAGAUAAACUGGGAUACGAGAACAGCUAUGCCACCCAAGAAGAGUCUGAAUACCUUUACAAACUGUGGUACGGCAAGGGCCAGCAGCAGUAAAAAAGGAUAACCGUGUCAAAACCUAGAAAAUGCAUUUAAAUGCUGCUUUUCUCUGUAUUCUUUAAAAAUCAUUUUUCUUUA
Molecule: messenger RNA, 1062 nt
Organism: Drosophila eugracilis
Lineage: Eukaryota; Metazoa; Arthropoda; Insecta; Diptera; Drosophilidae
Exons: 2
Coding region: 25-981 (318 amino acids)
Source: RefSeq, a predicted model, not a curated record